AUGUUGGAAAACUCUGGUAGAGUUUUGAGGUUUGAGACGGUGACUGGCCAGGACUGUGCCCUAAAGAGAAAGCCCAGGCGGUCCGUCGUUGUCUGGGAAAUACAGGUGCCAAAGGCAAUAGUUACACGUUUCAUCGGCAAACAAGGACAGUUUAUUAAAUCCUUGAGGAGAGAGUCUGGGGCCAAAGUUUGUGUGUGGGAGCUGCCUCAUCUCCGUGACUCCGAAGUCUGUCACAUCGAAGGCCUCCCACACCAAGUGGAAAGAGUGCUGAGCCUGAUUCACCAGAGUUUCAAGCGGCUGCGUCUCACCAACAUCUACCCUCAGUGUCCAGCUGCACCAACGACCCUUCCUUCCGUCCUUGAGACUCCCUGGCUGUUCCUGCCGGAUGGAGCCCCAGUGGCGGUGGUCGUGGUGAACCAAGUUGACGCGGGGCACAUGUUUCUGCAGCAGCACGUGUCCCCCACUUUCUGUGCCCUGCAGAGGCUCCACCAGCAGAUGUUUGCCUGCUACUCUGAACCCGACACUCCAACCCUGCGCUCUCCAGUGGAAGUUGGGAUGAUGUGCGUGGCUCCGGCCCAGAACGGGGCAUGGCUGCGGGCUCAAGUGAUCGGCUGCUUCCCAGAGACGCGUGAAGCGGAGCUCAGAUACGUGGAUUACGGAGGAUACAAGAGAGUGAAGAUUGACACCCCGCGACAAAUCAGGUCUGACUUCUUAUCGCCACCUUUCCAAGCAGCAGAAGUUUUCCUGGACAACGUGGUGCCACUUCCAGGCCAGGACGGCUUUUCCCCUGAGGCUGAUGCUGCUGUCAGAGAGAUGACCAGAGGUGCAGUGCUGCUGGCAAAGGUCACCAAUUACGACCCUGCCACGGGGCUGCCGCUGAUUCAGCUGUGGAACUUGGCGGGAGACAAGGCGCUGUCGGUAAACAGAAUGCUGGUGGAAAGAGGAUUUGCUCAGUGGCUGGACUCCUAGCACUGUCCCAGAUGGCUCCACAAGCCUCUGCAGAGGAAGGCCUGAGGAAAACGUGCUGCCAAGCCCAACUGUAGUUUAUCUUUUUCUGCAUUUGGCAACUCUGU
Messenger RNA from Colius striatus (speckled mousebird), 1073 nucleotides. Its product is annotated as A-kinase anchor protein 1, mitochondrial-like. NCBI's taxonomy places the organism in Eukaryota, Metazoa, Chordata, Aves, Coliiformes, Coliidae. The transcript is spliced from 10 exons. Gene Ontology annotation, molecular function: RNA binding. The coding region runs from base 1 to 969 and encodes 322 amino acids. The record is from RefSeq and is a predicted model, not a curated record.